CUCAUGUAAACGCAAAUAAAAUGAAUUCUUUCUGAGUCGAGUCAUUUCCCCAGAGUUUAUUUAUAACAUCUUAAAAUGGGGCUCAUCUUUUCUAUUGGGAUUUUGAUAAUUCUCCAACUUGGAUUAUCUUCUCAGAAUCUGGACGGACCAUCUUCGUUUCUGUAUUUUAACUGCUUGCGAGGGCGAUCUGUGAACAUCAAAUUGGAUGCACUGGACAGUAAUAACUACCGUUUUGAGGAUCUUGGUACUCAUCCCGACAUUCUGGAAUGUUUUACCAAAUGUGGAUAUCGAACCGGAUUGGUACUAUUCUCCAAAUCACGUGAAUCCCGCAAUUGUGUCUGUGUCUUCCUAGAGAACAACCCAAACCAACUGAUCUUGGAACAAGAAUUUCAUGUUGCUCCAUCAGAUCUCAGUGGGGACUGUACAAUAAAAGAAGACAUCACCGCGUGCUAUAUUGGACAAAAUGAUGCCUACUCCUUGUACUGCAAUCAGGAAAGAACACUAUCCAAGGAUAGAACCUUUUGCGACGAAAUCAGUGAUGCUGGCAAUUUCAAUGAUCCGGCAUGGAUGUCUGGGAACUUUGGCGAAUGGAAGGAACAUAUGAAUGACUUUCCAAAAUGCGUCAAAAGAGACCACAUCCAAGUCUGGGAACCCAGCUUCAUUUUGGAGGAUUUCGAGAUAUCUGAUCCUGUAACCACGUGUCGCGAGAAAAGUGGAAAUGCCAAAUAUUUCAUGAUUGGCUUCGCACAGGAUGGUCAGACACGAACCUGCAUUCCAGCCGAGACUUACGAAUCAUUCACUUUUCCAGACAGAGUGGGUACUGGGAUUGUUUUGAGUACAGAUUGUCAACCAUGUUAUCCGGGGGAUUUUAAGACGUGCGGUUCGCCACAAAGCUUUUCUAUUUACUGCAACUCGGACGAAUGCAAAAGCUUCCAAGUUCAAGAUACGCAUUAUUACUACUUUGGAUGUACCGCUAAGGUUCCUGAUUGGGGAAACAGUGAGGGAUUCUUUUUGGGAGAAAAGACCACAUUACGGGAGUGUAUCUCGAAUUGUAGCAUGUCGAGCAUUCGGGAUUACAAUAUUUUCAUUGCUGCUCAACAUGUCAAUGACGAUGCAACGGAAAGCGAAGCGAGUGUGGAAUGCCGUUGUUUCAACUUUAGAAACGAUGCACCACAUUUGGGCUUACACUCCAGAACCAGCAUUGAGGGCUGCGAGCGAGGGUGGAGUCCACCAGUGGGUGGUCCAGCGGGCAAUUUCAAAGAUCGGAUCCUUCAAUACGCCGUCUAUUGUCACAGCGGUAUUUGCUCGAGCAUAUUGC
Messenger RNA from Tigriopus californicus, 1318 nucleotides. RefSeq lists its product as uncharacterized. The record is from RefSeq and is a predicted model, not a curated record. NCBI's taxonomy places the organism in Eukaryota, Metazoa, Arthropoda, Copepoda, Harpacticoida, Harpacticidae.